Messenger RNA from Fomitopsis serialis, 735 nucleotides. Its product is annotated as U3-containing 90S pre-ribosomal complex subunit-domain containing protein. The record is from RefSeq and is a predicted model, not a curated record. Bases 1 to 735 code for a protein of 244 amino acids. Gene Ontology annotation, cellular component: 90S preribosome; nucleus. The transcript has 5 exons. Lineage: Eukaryota; Fungi; Basidiomycota; Agaricomycetes; Polyporales; Fomitopsidaceae.
AUGAGUGCCAGUGAGAAGAAACGGAAACGGCGGGCGAAAGAGAAGGAGCGCAGGGCGAAGAAACGCCGACUUGCCGAAACACUGGAUCCUGUCGAGGCACCCUCUGUCGCUGCCCAGCCUUCAGUACUUCUAGCGGAUUACCUGUCCUCCAUGCAAGCGAAGACAUUCGCGAAGAUGUCGAGUAUCGAGUUGGCGGAUGUUCAAAUCCCUGAGAGUUCGAUAGUGGACACCACGCAAUGGACUGGGUCCAGGAAUCUGGACCAACUGGUGGAUUUCAUAACCAAGAUGGUACCCACACUGCGUACUCGUUUGUCGCAGAGACCCAAGUCCAACGGGUCGCCGACGUUGAUAUUUCUGGCUGGAGCGGCGCUGAGAGUAGCGGACGUCACACGAAUACUUAAGGACAAGAGAUUGCGUGGAGAGAAGGGUGGAGAGAUCGCCAAGCUGUUCGCCAGACACUUUAAGCUCGAGGAGCACGCCGCCUACUUGCGCAGAACAAAGAUAGCUGCAGCUGUAGGCACGCCGGGCCGGCUAGGGAAGCUGCUGUGCGAAACAGACGUGCUUUCCACCUCCGCGUUGACGCACAUUAUUCUCGACGUCUCAUAUCAGGACGCGAAGAAGCGCGGCUUACUGGACAUUCCUGAGACCAGGGACGAGGUCUUCCGGACGGUCUUAGGUGCACCGAAGGUUUUACAGGGUCUUAUGCAGGGGAAGAUCCAAUUAGUGUUGCUAUGA